UUUCACCGUUCACUGUCUUCGAGGCCGCGAUGUUGUCGUUCAACUGGUGGGCGACGCGUUUCCCGUCCGUAAGGGCCAUGCAAUACUACGCCCACGAAAAGCCCGCCCUCUUCUACGCCCUCCUCAUCGGCGGCGCAGGCCCGCUCCUAAUCGCCACCGUGCCCCCGCUGCGCAAGGCGUACGGCUACGUCCCGCCGGAGAUGCCGCCGACGAGUUAUCCGUUGCCCCAGCGCCCGCGCCACGCGGUGCCGACCACGUACGACGACGCCGAGUAGUUGUGUGCGCGCUAGUAGACGUCAAUUCCAUCCCUUGCUGUGCAAUCCAUUCCAACUUCUCUUUCCGUCC
Molecule: messenger RNA, 345 nt
Organism: Schizophyllum commune H4-8
Lineage: Eukaryota; Fungi; Basidiomycota; Agaricomycetes; Agaricales; Schizophyllaceae
Exons: 3
Coding region: 30-275 (81 amino acids)
Source: RefSeq, a predicted model, not a curated record